Molecule: messenger RNA, 945 nt
Organism: Pelobates fuscus (common spadefoot toad)
Lineage: Eukaryota; Metazoa; Chordata; Amphibia; Anura; Pelobatidae
Product: olfactory receptor 8A1-like
Exons: 2
Biological process (GO): G protein-coupled receptor signaling pathway
Cellular component (GO): membrane
Molecular function (GO): G protein-coupled receptor activity; odorant binding; olfactory receptor activity
Source: RefSeq, a predicted model, not a curated record
AUGGCCAUCUUUAAUCAGGAGAACCAAUCCUCUGUGUCUGUCUUCCUGGUGGUGGGUCUGUCUGAUAAUCUAGAACCCCAAUUUCUCCUUUUCUUGUUAUUUCUCUCAAUCUACCUCAUCACGGUGGUCGGGAAUAUUGUCAUUCUAACAUUGAUUUCUUCUGACAAGCGGCUACACACCCCCAUGUACUUCUUCUUAGCUAACCUUUCCAUCAUCGAUAUCAUCUUUUCCUCCGUCACUGUCCCCAAGCUUCUUUUCAUUCUGGUCACUGCCCACAAGUCCAUCUCCUUCUCUGGAUGUCUAACCCAGCUCUCAUUCUUCCAGUUCUUUGUAGUGGCGGAGUGUUACCUUCUAGCUGUAAUGGCAUACGACAGAUACGUGGCUAUAUGCUUCCCACUCAACUAUACACUUAUCAUGAACAGAGCUGUCCGGUUUGGGCUGGUGGCCAUUUGCUGGCUUUGUGGGCUGGUGAACUCAGUGCUCCAAGCAAUCUCUAUCUCCCAUCUAGACUUCUGUGGUCCUAAUAUAGUAGAUCAUUUUUUCUGUGACGUUACCCCUUUGUUUAAACUGUCUUGUUCCAAUACGUGGGUUGGUGAAACCCUAUUCAUGAUGGUAGUGGUCCUAGCUGGGAUGGGGCCACUUACUUUUAUUCUAGUAACAUAUGGCCGAAUAAUUUCUGCAAUUACAAGGAUUAGCUCCAGUCGUGGUAGAAUUAAAACCUUCUCCACCUGUGCAUCUCAUUUCACGGUGGUGGCUUUGUAUUAUGGAAGUGGGAUUUUCAGUUACAUUUGGCCAACAACCACCUACGCCAUGGACAAAGAUGUCAAAGUGGUGGCUGUGCUCUACACGAUCAUGACUCCCAUGUUAAACCCCAUCAUUUACAGUCUGAGAAACAGAGAGGUUAAAGAGGUCCUGAAGAAAGCAUUAAACAGAUCUACUCCCAGC